Messenger RNA from Pecten maximus, 3610 nucleotides. RefSeq lists its product as uncharacterized. The transcript has 3 exons. The record is from RefSeq and is a predicted model, not a curated record. Bases 258 to 875 code for a protein of 205 amino acids. NCBI's taxonomy places the organism in Eukaryota, Metazoa, Mollusca, Bivalvia, Pectinida, Pectinidae.
GUAGCAAUGCGUCUGGUAUGCUGUAAAUGAGUCAGAAUACAUGUGUAUACACGGUCGUACAAUUCGGCUGUGAUGCUCAGUCACGCUUCAAGUGUCAACAAUACAUACUUUCCGUACACCAAAUAUCAACAGGGUCGUUUGACCUAAAUACAGCUGACUAAUACCUGUUGUGGAAGAACUAGACAGGACUGUCUUUAGGGAUUCGUAACUUUACCUAAGCUCUGUAGUGUGUUCAAAAGAACCCAUGUGUAUGGAUAAUGUCUUGGACUAAAGAGUUUGGUAGGAUGACGAGACUUCCUUCGUCCGUUUUGGGACCUGUUUUGAUGGGCGUGUGUAUAGUCAUACUAACACAAAGCACCGGACAAGUACAAGGACUUACGUGUAUAAACUGCGCAGACUUUGUCAUUAACGGAUCAGUAACUGGGACCUUGGUGACUCCAGUCCUAAACGUUAUUCCAGGAAUCCGGGAAAAGAACUGUCGGAGUGCCAAUGCGGAUUCAAACAUUGAAUUGACCACGUGUCCACCAAAUCCGACCUCCGGGGACCGUGUUUACAGAUGUGGGGCUUAUACCGGCACAAUCAAUGUUGUUGGGCCUUUAAACAUUUUUGAUAUACCUGUCCAUAUAAUUGACCGCGAAUGUGUUUUGGUCUACAAGGGGUUGACUGACGGCUGCCAUCCCCAGAGCUUUGCACAACAGGACGCUGCUACCUUCCAGAAAAUCUUUGAUAGACUUGAUAGUUUGGGAGCCGUUAGUUUCCGAGGAGGUUUAUGCCUGUCAGGCGAUGUAUCCGCAGCCUCUAACAUAAAAUUAGCACAUUCUUUAGUAGUUUUACUAAUUGCUCGCUAUGUAUAUAUGUUUUUAAAACCGUCAUGAUUAAGAUGUACGCGUGGAAUGUAAUCUCUGUGAGGAUGGAAUUAUGUUUUAUUGUAUGUCUGUGAUGCCUGAUUGAAGGAGAUACUGACUUUGAUUGUUAGGGUUUAUCGGAUAUCAAUAACUAGGUACAGCUAUCAUCCACAUGGGAAAUGACCUUGACAGUCGUUUGAACACUUUGUGAGCUUUGGUCAGCCCCUGUGUAAGUUAGAUUAAUACAAUACUUAAUAUUCUUGGGGUGAGACGGGGGUCUCCAUCCAAACGGGUGAAAUCUUGAGCUGGAAAACACCAGGCUUGCCGAGAAUAUCAACCCGAAGGUUGAUAUCACCUUCUCUCACUCCCAUGGGGGUGAAUGUGCGUCAUUGUACUGUUGCCCAUGACGUAUUGUAUUAUUACCGUUGCAUCAUACAAUUGUUGAGGGCGUGCAAAGAGCACGUGUAGAUUGUAUCUACUCUAGGGUGAGAUAAGAAGUCUUACACAGGUAAAAUCGGGAUAUCAAUGUUCGUGAUAAGAGAAAUUAUUGUAAACAUUGGAGACAUUGCGCUUGUAUCAAUCCGCUGAUACUUACCUUUCUCUACGCCCUUGUAAAAUAUCAUGAUCAGACUGAAUUCUCUCACUGCUAUGCCCUGCUUACCUAGAAUAAUUCUUAUCAGUAAAUUUUCACCAUUUUUAUUUCGGUGUAUCGAACAUAUAUACGCAACCUGAAAAUGGACAGGUAUCAGCUUUGUUAUUAUUUAGUUUACAAUAAACAGGUAUCAGCCUUCUUAUUGGUCAGUAACUACCAUGCUAGCACCAAUAAUACUGAUGUGAAAAUAGAUUCAAUGUUCAAACAGCAUUAAUAUAAAUCAGUCAUAAUGAUAUAAUCUCUAUUAGUAAGAAUACAAGACUAAGUGUAUUUUCUGUGGUACUCUAUCACCUCAGUAGGACUACAAGUGUAUUUUCUGUGGUACUCUAUUACCACAGUAGGACUACUAGUGUAUUUUCUGUGGUACGCAGUUACCCUAGUAGGACUACUAGUGUAUUUUCUGUGUUACUCUAUUACCACAGUAGGACUACUAGUGUAUUUUCUGUGGUACUCAAUUACCUCAGUAGGACUACAAGUGUAUUUUCUGUAGUACUCAAUUACCUCAGAAGGACUACAAGUGUAUUUUCUGUGGUACGCAGUUACCCUAGUAGGACUACUAGUGUAUUUUCUGUGGUACUCUAUUACCACAGUAGGACUACUAGUGUAUUUUCUGUGGUACUCUAUCACCUCAGUAGGACUACUAGUGUAUUUUCUGUGGUACUCUAUUACCAUAGUAGGACUACAAGUGUAUUUUCUGUGGUACUCUAUUACCACAGUAGGACUACAAGUGUAUUUUCUGUGGUACUCAAUUACCACAGUAGGACUACUAGUGUAUUUUCUGUGGUACUCUAUAACCUCAGUAGGACUACUAGUGUAUUUUCUGUGGUACUCAGUUACCUCAGUAGGACUACGGGACUACUAGUGUAUUUUCUGUGGUACUCUAUUACCACAGUAGGACUACUAGUGUAUUUUCUGUGGUACUCUAUCACCUCAGUAGGACUACUAGUGUAUUUUCUGUGGUACUCUAUUACCAUAGUAGGACUACAAGUGUAUUUUCUGUGGUACUCUAUUACCACAGUAGGACUACAAGUGUAUUUUCUGUGGUACUCAAUUACCACAGUAGGACUACUAGUGUAUUUUCUGUGGUACUCUAUAACCUCAGUAGGACUACUAGUGUAUUUUCUGUGGUACUCUAUCACCUCAGUAGGACUACUAGUGUAUUUUCUGUGGUACUCUAUCACCUCAGAAGGACUACUAGUGUAUUUUCUGUGGUACUCUAUCACCUCAGUAGGACUACUAGUGUAUUUUCUGUGGUACUCUAUUACAUCAGUUGACUACUAAUGUAUUUUCUGUGGUACUCUUUUACCUUAGUAGGACUACAAGUGUAUUUUCUAUGGUACUCAGUGACCUCAGUAGGAUUACUAGUGCAUUUUGUGUGGUACUCUUUUACCUCAGUAGGACUACAAGUGUAUUUUCUGUGGUACUCAGUAACCUCAGUAGGACUACUAGUAUAUUUUCUGUGGUACUCUAUUACCUCAGUAGGACUGCUAUUGUAUUUUUGGUGGUACUCAGUUACCUCAGUAAGACUACUAGUAUAUUUUCUGUGGUACUCAGUAACCUCGGUAGGACUACUAGCUAAUCCGUUUGUAGUACUCCCGUUAACCCUAUAGGUAGGUGUCGAAGUUGUUAUCCUAUGUUUUGUGCUCUCUAUACUACAUUGAAUUACACUUGGAUUCCUACGCCGAAUAGCAGUAAAAUAAUUUCAUUAUAUACAUGUAAUAAAUCAUUUAUAGACUUUUAUAAAUAUAUUUUACGUGAUCCAUUUGAUAAAAGCUUACUGUUUUCUUUAAUUCUAAUUGUCUGAGCUGUUUUAUCUACGCGACUUUAUUUUCUGAUUUACACUGUACGCACAUCAUACUUCCAUACUAGUACAUGUAUAUUGAUUUCAUUUCAGAAAUGUUAUGUGUAAACAGUGUAAACAAAUAGAAUAUUAAAUGAUUGAAUAUUUUACAUGUAAGAUAAUAUGCAACGUAAAACUCAUCCAUCGUAUGCCUACUGACUUUGUAUUUUUUAUUGUAAAACAAUGAUGUACUUACUUGAUUUGUUUAUUAUACAAUCACAUGAUAAUCAAACUAAUAAAACUAAAUAAAAUGAUUACAAUCUUGAGAAUGUC